Cryphonectria parasitica EP155 is the source of this 973-nucleotide messenger RNA. RefSeq lists its product as uncharacterized. Lineage: Eukaryota; Fungi; Ascomycota; Sordariomycetes; Diaporthales; Cryphonectriaceae. The transcript has a single exon. The coding region runs from base 52 to 795 and encodes 247 amino acids. The record is from RefSeq and is a predicted model, not a curated record.
AACGACUAAAUCAACCUGAUUGUCCCAUUCACAUCAGUCAAGCAGACCAUCAUGCAUAUCAGACUCCUAGAGACCUCUCUUCUCCUGCUCGUAGCCGGGGUGUCGCUGGCCCACUCGCCCCCGAAGCACAGCACCACAACAACAGCGAAAACGUCGACAUCCACAACCGCCACGACACACAGCAGCACAACAGCAGCGCCAGCCUCGACGUCCACAGCCUCCACGAGCACCGUCAGCAUACCAGCAAGCUGCACAUCCGACGUCCCCCCGGCUCUCACAAUGACAGCCUUCACCUGGUUCAACUCGACCCACAACCUCGACUGCGUCAACCCGAACUACCCAGCGGGCUCCACCGUCUGCUGGAACAGCACGUCCUUGUGUUCGGAAGGCGACGCCAACUGCGUCUGCACGCCGUUCUGCUACACCGGCCUGUCAUCGGCAGCAUAUCAGCCUCUCGGCUACGGCCCGCCCGACUCCAUCGACAUCACCAUCGACGGAGGCACGUGCUACCAGGUGGAGCCGAAGGGCUACCGCGAUUACGAGCUCGGCGAGGGUCACUUUGACUGUGGCAGCGCGGCGGACCAGAUCGGCUUCUAUGGGAACUCUAACAGCAAUACAGGCAACGUGGGCAGCGUGUACUACAAUGCGUACUAUGCCACUGGCGUGGGUUCCUGCAACGAUCAGAUCCCGAGCUAUGGGGCAAGUUUUCCGCUCGAGUGCACGCGUGAUCAGGGCGGCAAUGCUACUUGUACUGCGCCGGUGCCGAUAGUUUUGCCGUUGACUGGGUGGGUCUGAGUUUGGUGUGAUUUCUUGCUAUACCAGUAGGAGCCUCGAUAGGAAAUCAGGAGGCUUUGCCAAUUCAUGACCUUGGUCAAUCCAGUCUGACCGAAAAGUGUUUAUCAAGUACAGCUCCAGGCGGUAUAGUAAUGAAUUAUGUAUCAUAUGAAUAAUAAUAAAAGCGUAUUUGAGUGAC